AUUCCGCUGCCGCAUUUCCAAACAACAGUCAACCCCUCACCUGCGAUGUACCUCUUACCUUAGGAAGCAAUUUAGUCCAAAAGCGAACGACACUUGGCCAAGAAAAGACUAGACGGAUUGUCUUAUUUCAUAGGCUUCAAAGAGUUUGUAAGUGCUUCAAGAUUUUAUAAGGGGACUGCGCAAAUUUCUAUCGUCUCAAGAAAUCCUGAGCACAGAUUGUGUGCCUGGCAUCGAUCUUGCAUUGAUUCUCGCUGUCUUCAAUCUAAAACUCUCUGCUUGAUAUCAAAGUCCCAAAGCUAUCUAAAACUCGGCAAAUACGAGACAAUGUCUCUAUCCACUGUUGUACUCAUCACCGGAGUCAAUAAAGGUAUUGGCAAGGGACUUCUGGAGAAGUACCUCGCUCGACCCAACCACACUGUCAUCGGUAGCGUACGAGACACCAAGGCCCCAGCAUCGCAAGAUCUAGACAAACUUCCCAAGGCAGAAGGCUCCAGGCUCGUCCUCGUCGGCAUCGAUAGCACCUCAUCAACCGACACUCUUCAAGCCUUCAAGGACGUCGAAGCAGCUGGAAUUGAGCAUGUAGACCUCAUCAUCGCCAACGCCGGCAUGGGUCCGAUGCCACCCAAGAAGCUGGACACCGCCGAGAUCGAGACCGUGGAAUAUGCCCUGCAGGUUAACACCCUGGGCCCCAUCCGUCUCUUCCAGGCUUUUAAGCCGCUUCUCGACAAGUCCAGUUCACCGAAGUGGGUGUCGGUGUCGAGCGGUGCUGGGUCUAUCACCAACUGUGAGAAAUACAUGGCGUUCUACGCCGGUGCUUACGGUGUGUCCAAGGCUGCCCAGGACUGGUUUACCAUAGCUAUCCACGCUGGGAACCCUUCGCUGGUCGCAUUUGCCAUCCACCCUGGCCACGUACAAACAGAUAUGGGUAACAUUGGUGCACGGAUUGUGGGACUCAAAGAGGCACCUCACACUAUCGAGGAGAGCACUUCGAAGACGAUAGACUUGAUCGAUAAAGCAACCCGCGAAGGUACUUCGGGCAAGUUCAUCAACGUCAUCAACGGCCAGGAGAUUCCCUGGUGAAAUGACGGCUCGAACCAUUAAUCAUGUAGAUGAGAGACGGGCCUUGCAGAGUAGCCAGCUUGCAACUAAAGAAUGGAGUGAUUGAUGAUCUACUUCGCUGGCUCGGCCUUGGUAUCCUCGUGAGCAACAGCGUACAGGGGCUUGAGAUUUCCCAUCUUGUCACAUGCGGAAAACUUGCAGCACUUCUUCUUGAAGCGAUAUGUGAUGUGCCUGCAGAUAAGUUUGACGACUGGUGGCGCAGGAGGCCAGCUAGCCCACUGGUCGUCUUCGAAAGCAACAUCGUGAUUCGACAAGCAGAAUGGCAGGCCCUUGAUCAAGCCGAGAGUUUUCUAUGAGUAAGAGUUGAAAACGUCAGC
Messenger RNA from Colletotrichum phormii, 1436 nucleotides. RefSeq lists its product as uncharacterized. Gene Ontology annotation, cellular component: cytoplasm. The transcript is spliced from 5 exons. Lineage: Eukaryota; Fungi; Ascomycota; Sordariomycetes; Glomerellales; Glomerellaceae. Gene Ontology annotation, molecular function: alcohol dehydrogenase (NAD+) activity. The record is from RefSeq and is a predicted model, not a curated record. Bases 325 to 1080 code for a protein of 251 amino acids.